This is a messenger RNA of Lactuca virosa, 1092 nucleotides long. The record is from the annotation of a GenBank genome assembly. Lineage: Eukaryota; Viridiplantae; Streptophyta; Magnoliopsida; Asterales; Asteraceae.
AUGGCACAAUCGGAACCUAAUGGAUUGUUUGCGAUGGUGAAACUGAACUACCAAGGGGUAUUUAAUCGAAAUCCUUUCUCUUACACUGGUGGUGUGAAAACCAUGUUCACUGAUGUUGACUUUUCUUCUAUGACUUAUUAUGAGUUUGUGAACUUCUUCGAACGUUUCAUGCAUGAAGAGUGUAAAAAGCUUUACUACUGUGAACCAGGCAAUUCCCUGAUGGAAGGGCUUAAUCCCAUUUCAGAUGCUGUGGAAUAUGUUGUUUUUAUUUUUGAUGCUUAUGGAACAGAUGGUGUAAUUUUGGUUUAUGUGGAUCAUAUUGGGGUUGGUGUUGAUGGGUGGCUUGAUGAUGAAGAUAAUGAUGAUGAUGAACAUGAGUCUUGUAUAGACGGUGAAAAUGAAGAUAACAUAGAUGAACUUAGGAAUGUUGCCUUUGAAUUUAAUGAGGAUGUAGUGCAUAUGAAUAGGACAUCAAAUGAUCCUUUCUUGAGUAAGUUAUGUGUUGAUGAUGAGGAUGAAAACAACAUUGUAGAUGAUGACAAUGGGAGAGAAGUUGAAGGUAGUACAAGUGAACCACAACAACAUCAAGAGGUUGAAAUGACUCCAAUUGAGAUGGAUACUACUCAAAAUGAUAUGCAAGUUACUCAUACUGAUGUUGAAUCCAGUAGUGCAGGGGAUUUUAGUCAUUAUAUGCAAUUUACUCCACCUAGAUGUUAUGAAGGUGAUGAGGGUGUUGUGGGUGAGGAAGCUGAUGUGGUUGAGGAAGCUGUUGUGGUUGAGGAAGCUGUUGUGGUUGAGGAAGUUGUUCAAGAUGAGGAAGCUGAGGAGGUUGAUCCUGUUAUCCAAGUUGAUAAUGUUAAUGUUCAGGAGGUUGAUGAGGUUGAUCCUGUUAUCCAAGUUGAUAAUGUUAAUGUUCAGGAGGUUGCUCCUGUAAUCCAGGUUCAGCAGGUAAGUGUUAGGCCAAUUUCAGAGAUUUUGAAGAGGAUAAGGAGAAGAAAGUCAGAGAGAAUAUUGAAGCUGAAAUUAGGCAAAACAUUUGGUGGUGUUGAUGAUCCAGGAAAUUCGAAGGGAAAAGCUCCUGUAAUUGAUUAG